Pelobates cultripes (western spadefoot toad) is the source of this 791-nucleotide messenger RNA. NCBI's taxonomy places the organism in Eukaryota, Metazoa, Chordata, Amphibia, Anura, Pelobatidae. The record is from the annotation of a GenBank genome assembly.
AUGGUGAAAGAAAUGCGCUCAGCCAUCAGGGAGGAGAUCCAGGAGGUGCGGAGGGAUAUUACCGCCCUGGAGCAACAAGUUACAGACCUGGAGGCAGACUGCAUACAGGCCUCCCAAGCAGCGGAUAAUGCCACUUCACGGCAAGGCACGGUCCUCCUGGACCUGAGAAGACAGGAUGAAGACCUGGAUAAUCACGGCGCCGUAAUAUCAUACGCGUCAGGGGCCUGACUGAACAGGUAGGGGAAGACCUCGUGGCCAUACUGACCCAACUCUUCACACAGAUACUGGGGGAGAAUGCACCUGACACAUACAACAUUGAAAGGGCCCAUAGAGCCCUCCGACCCCCGAGGAAUGAUGGUCUUCCCAGGGAUAUUGUAUGCUGCCUGCUAGCCUUCCACCUGAAAGAGGCCAUCAUGCGAGCAGCCAGACCACAGGCCAUUACUUUCAUGGAUGCACAGGUGUCUCUAUUUCAAGACCUCUCACCCCUGAUGCUGGAAGCUCGUCGUGCACUGAGCCCGCUCACCCGCUUGCUUCAAGACAGACGGAUCCCAUACAAGUGGGGCUACCCGUUCAGCCUGCAGGGACGUAAAGACAACACCUGGCGCAUGCUACGAUUGCCGACCGAUGUGCCUGGGUUCCUGCGAGCCCUGGAUCUGCCGGCGGUGGCAAUCUCCAACUGGAUCUUGAUAGGUCCGCCGCAACAACCCGCAGACCCUGCCAGGCCACUCUCUCCAGGUAACAGAGGGGGUAGGCCCCUGAGGAGAGGGGGACCGGACGCACCGGAAGAAUAA